Messenger RNA from Exophiala bonariae, 447 nucleotides. RefSeq lists its product as uncharacterized. The transcript has a single exon. The coding region runs from base 1 to 447 and encodes 148 amino acids. NCBI's taxonomy places the organism in Eukaryota, Fungi, Ascomycota, Eurotiomycetes, Chaetothyriales, Herpotrichiellaceae. The record is from RefSeq and is a predicted model, not a curated record.
AUGACGAACAAGGCGGCGGCCAACGAACAAGCGAAACCUGACAGUUACGACGUGAUCACCACUCGACGUGCGGACCCCUGCAUUAAAGCGAAUUCCGUACACCAAGAGAGCGUUCCCCACAAUCGAAGCGGCCAAAAGAAACGCAAAGCAGAUGGGACCCUGAAAAACGAGGCAACGUGGUCAAUGAAGGAAUUGAAGUAUGUCCUACAGGAUCAGUGCGUCGGAGAAACCUCAUCGGAAACUCGGCUAACUGUGGAUGUGGACAAUCUGAUGAGGAGGAUCGCUGUGCUGGAGGAUCUCAAACCAGUGCGCAAGAUGCGUGAGACCUUCCCAGCAAGACAUCUACCUCGAAAAGACCAAGAUUGCGACAACGGCAGAUCUCGUGGAAGGAGCAAGAAGGCUGAAAUAAUGGAUUGGAAGAGAGUUCAAGAGGAUACGCUGCGGUGA